This is a messenger RNA of Erythranthe guttata (spotted monkey flower), 1486 nucleotides long. Its product is annotated as alkane hydroxylase MAH1. Lineage: Eukaryota; Viridiplantae; Streptophyta; Magnoliopsida; Lamiales; Phrymaceae. Gene Ontology annotation, molecular function: oxidoreductase activity, acting on paired donors, with incorporation or reduction of molecular oxygen; monooxygenase activity; iron ion binding. The record is from RefSeq and is a predicted model, not a curated record.
AAUAUCAAUGGCUAUCUUCCAAUAUUCUCACAUAAUAUUCAUUACACUAUGCACAAUAUAUUUUAUUUUUUAUUUCAAAAGAAUUAUAAGAAACUCGCCUCUGGCGAAAGUUUUCCGAAACAUGCACCGUGCGCACGAAAAAAUCACGCAAGUUUUGAACGAACGAGGCGGAACUUAUUUGCUUAGAGGCCCCUGGUUUUUCCGAAUCGAAAUUCUUUUCACGAGCGAUCCUGCUAAUAUCCAGCACAUUUUCAGCAAAAGAUUCUCAAACUAUCCAAAGGGUACCGAGUUUCGGAACAAAUUCGAAAUCUUGGGCGACGGUAUUUUCAGCUCCGAUUUCGAGAUGUGGGAGCUUCAACGAAGAACGAUUCUUUCGUUAAUCAGCCAUGCAAAAUUCCACACUUCUUUGGAGAGGAAUGUUUGGGAGAAAAUCGAAACCGGUUUGAUUCCGGUUCUCGAUUAUUUUUCCGGACAGGGAAUCGUUGUCGAUUUGCAAGAGAUUUUUCAGAGGUUUGCUUUCGAUAAUAUUUGCCAGCUGGUGUUGGAGUAUGAUCCGGGGAGUUUAUCCGCUGCUUUGCCCUACAUUCCUUGUGAGAAGGCGUUCAGCGUUGCACUCCAGCCAUUGAUGUACAGACACGUGUUGCCCGAGAGAAUCUGGAAGCUCCAAAAGUGGCUGAAAAUCGGAAACGAGAAGAAGCUGACGGAAUCUUGGAAGGCGUUCGAUGACUUUUUAUACCCGAUUAUUUCGUCGAAGGAGAAAAAUAAUCGUCUCGACGUGUUUACGGCUUUCGAAAAUGCGUACGAGAAUAAUAAUAAUAACAACGUUAAUUUUUCGGGAGAUCUAAGGAAGUUCUUGAGGGAUUCUUUAUUAGGGUUACUAUUUGCAGGUAGAGAUACAACAAGCACGUGCAUCACGUGGCUUUUCUACCUAAUAGCUACAAACCCUUUAUCGGAAUCCAAGAUUCUAGACGAGAUCGAACGAGAAAUAAUUCCCGUAAAAAACGAGUGGAGAUUCUUUAAUAUUGAAGAAUCGAAGAAGCUUGUAUAUCUGCAUGCAUGUUUAUGCGAAUCUCUUCGAUUAUUCCCUCCUUUGGCUUUGGAGUACAAAUCUCCGAUCGAAUCGGAUACGCUCCCGAGCGGUCAUUUUGUUAGUCGAAACUCGAAAGUGGUGAUUUCUUUCUAUACGGUGGGGAGAAGUGAGAGCGUGUGGGGGAAAGAUUGCUUGGAGUUUAAGCCAGAGAGGUGGAUUACGCCACGUGGCGGAAUCAAACACGAGCCUUCUUACAAGUUUCCGGCGUUUAAUGUGGGGCCCAGAACUUGUUUGGGUAAAGAGAUGUCUUUUAUUCAGAUGAAAAUGGUGGCGGCGACUAUUGUGUAUCGUUAUAGGGUUCGUCUUGUGGAUGGUCAUUUGGUCGUUCCUCGUGAUUCGCUCAUGCUUCAUGCGAAAAACGGGCUUAAGGUUAGAUUAUUUGAGAGAAAUGUCUGA